Molecule: messenger RNA, 2844 nt
Organism: Penicillium verhagenii
Lineage: Eukaryota; Fungi; Ascomycota; Eurotiomycetes; Eurotiales; Aspergillaceae
Gene: orlA
Product: putative alpha,alpha-trehalose-phosphate synthase subunit Tps2
Exons: 3
Coding region: 1-2844 (947 amino acids)
Biological process (GO): cellular response to heat; fungal-type cell wall organization; trehalose biosynthetic process
Cellular component (GO): cytosol; alpha,alpha-trehalose-phosphate synthase complex (UDP-forming)
Molecular function (GO): catalytic activity
Source: RefSeq, a predicted model, not a curated record
AUGUCUGAUUCAGAGAGCUCCCCCACGCAGGUGCCCGACGGUCAGCCGGACCCGGUACUCGUGGGACCGGGGCUAACGGCCUUAAAGCAAGCGGCCUAUAUCGAUGCUACCAAUGCCACCCCGAGCUUAGAUACCGACAAAAAGAAUCAACUGGAUAGCGAUGGACCAUCAUACUUUGCCAAUAUUCCCGGAACUAAAACCGAGGGAUUGGAUCCAUCAGAUCUAUCCUCCAUCUCAAAGGAGUUGCAGGGGAAAUCGCCGUCGGGACAAGACUUAUUACGACGCCUAAGCUUAGUAGGAGAAUCAUCUCCCAUCUUAUCGGAGGUGGACCCCAGGACCCAACAUCCUGAAUUAAAGCUGAGUGGUCGAUUGAUAAGUGCAGCCUUCUGUAUUCCAUACAAGCUUCAAUUUCAAGCAGACGCCGACUGGUCCAUCAAGUCCCGCUCUGGUUCUUCGGCCUUGUUUGAUUCAUUCGCCCACCUUGCCUCGGAUGAGACCCCCUGGUCACAUACUUUGGUGGGAUGGACUGGAGAGGUUGAACCCAUUAUAGAUGCCAAGGUUCCCUUGCAACCCAUCCCCGCCAACAAGUUGCCGCCUGGGUCAAAGAAUCCAACCCCCGUCCCUAUUAACAAAGCCGCGGCACCGAUCCCCGUAAAUGCAACCCAGAAGCCUCCAUCGCACCCUUUAGUCGAUGGAAUUAGUGUCGGACGACAAGACCGAGAGAGACUGGAUAGUCAACUAGCCUCGGGGCGACACGGCCGGAUAUUGCCAGUCUGGUUAUCUGACGCAUCAGAGGAGCCAGAAGACACUAUUGUUCUCAAGGAUCAAGGACGAUGGCGACGAUAUGCCGAGAGAGAGCUCUACCCUCUCCUACACUACAAGCAGCAUGGUCCGACGGAUGGACGCUCGGAGCGACGGUGGUGGGCUGAUUAUGUCCGACUGAACCAGUUAUUCGCCGACCGUAUCGUGCAAGAUUAUAAAGAGGGUGAUGUCGUGUGGGUUCAUGACUAUCAUCUGUUUCUUCUACCCAGUCUGCUUCGACAGCGGAUCCCCGACAUCUACAUAGGAUUCUUUCUUCAUUCUCCUUUCCCAAGUAGUGAGUUUGUGAGAUGCUUGGCUAAGCGCAAGGAGAUUUUGACUGGUGUUCUUGGUGCAAACAUGAUCGGUUUCCAGACAUUCUCAUACUCCCGACACUUCUCUUCCUGCUGCACACGUGUUUUGGGCUUUGAUUCCAACUCGGCCGGUGUGGAUGCAUACGGAGCUCAUGUCGCAGUGGAUGUAUUCCCCAUCGGAAUCGAUGCCCGUGCAAUCCAAAAGGCUGCCUUUGGUGCCCCGGAGAUUGAGAAGGCAGUGGCAGGUAUUCGCAAACUGUAUGCUGGGCGCAAAAUCAUCGUUGGCCGAGACCGGCUGGACAGCGUGCGGGGUGUGGCACAAAAGCUUCAGGCAUUUGAGCUAUUCCUGGAGCGGUACCCUGAAUGGCGAGAAAAGGUUGUCCUCAUUCAGGUAACCAGCCCAACCAGUAUGGAAGAAGAGAAAGAGGAUCCAGAGAACAAGAUUGCCGGUCAGAUUUCCAAUCUGGUAUCUACGAUCAAUGGUCGCUUUGGCUCACUGAGCUUCUCACCCGUGCAAUACUAUCCACAGUACCUAUCACCCCACGAAUACUUUGCUCUAUUGCGCGUGGCCGACGUCGGGCUCAUUACCACGGUACGAGACGGCAUGAACACCACCAGUUUGGAGUAUAUCGUCUGCCAGCAAACAAACCACAGCCCCCUCAUUCUCUCUGAAUUUUCUGGUACUGCAGGUACCCUUCCUAGCGCAAUCCACAUCAACCCGUGGGACUUGGUGGGUGUUGCGGGUGCCAUUGAUCAAGCUCUCAAGAUGCCCGCACCUCAGCGGAGAGAGCAACACCUGAAGCUCUACAAGCAUGUUCUUACCAACACAGUGAGCGCCUGGUCGCGCCAGUUCCUUCACCGGUUGCUCACAAACCUCUCGUCGUUUGAUCAAUCCGUUGCUACACCAGCCUUGGACCGUGCGAAAGUAGUCAAGCAAUAUCGCAAAGCACGGAAACGCCUUUUCAUGUUCGACUACGAUGGCACGCUGACACCCAUUGUGAAGGAUCCGCAAGCGGCCAUUCCAUCCGACCGUGUCCUACGUACCCUCAAAACGUUGUCCGCCGACCCUCGUAAUGCUGUUUGGAUUAUUAGCGGCCGAGACCAGGCUUUCUUGGAUGAAUGGAUGGGUCAUAUCCCCGAGCUAGGACUUAGUGCCGAGCAUGGCUGCUUCAUCCGUCAGCCGGGCUCCGACGACUGGAAGAACCUGGCUGAUAAGCCCGACAUCAAAGAAUGGCAAAAAGAUGUCUUUGAUGUCUUCCAGCAUUAUACCGAACGGACCGGGGGAUCAUUCAUUGAGCGAAAACGAGUGGCACUGACCUGGCAUUACCGUCGGUCUGACCCGGAGUACGGCAAAUUCCAAGCCCAGGAGUGCCGGAAGGCAUUGGAAGACACCGUAGCCAAGAAGUGGGAUGUGGAGGUCAUGGCAGGCAAAGCAAACCUUGAAGUUCGGCCCACGUUUGUCAACAAAGGUUUCAUCGCCACGCGAUUGGUGAAUGAAUAUGGCACGGGGCCUGGCCAAGCGCCCGAGUUCAUCUUGUGCUUAGGAGACGAUUUUACGGAUGAAGAUAUGUUCCGUGCGCUCCAGAAGUUUGACCUGCCGCAAGACCACGUCUAUUCAGUGACGGUGGGUGCUAGCUCGAAGCAAACGGACGCUAGCUGGCACUUGCUGGAACCGGCUGAUGUGAUCAACACUAUUCAAAUGCUUAAUCACAGUUCCAAUCAGGACCAUUGA